Molecule: messenger RNA, 6168 nt
Organism: Penicillium canescens
Lineage: Eukaryota; Fungi; Ascomycota; Eurotiomycetes; Eurotiales; Aspergillaceae
Product: NACHT domain protein
Exons: 2
Coding region: 1-6168 (2055 amino acids)
Molecular function (GO): protein binding
Source: RefSeq, a predicted model, not a curated record
AUGGCCCCUGGUAUCACCUCUCCCGUCCCGGGCAAUGUCUCCUCUUCUUUCUAUACAACUCUGCCAGGUAACUCCAGAAAAGUCUCUGCUAUGUCUGGUAUGUUCGAUAGUGACAGCAUUUCGAACACCGGCCUGUCUCGGGGCGCAUCCCGCCGCGAGUCUAUGAUGCCGCGGACAUUCUACUCUGCUGGCAGUAGUAAGCUUUCCAGUGUGAUCCAAGGCCUUCAGCACCAGAGCGGCCGUGACUUGGACCCUGGUGUCUCCUCUCUCCUAUUCAACACGGAUUACCUCUCAAUUCGUGAUUGGAUUGCUGCUGAGCGCAUGAGCCAUCUUCCUGCGGAGGGUAGCAGUUACGACAAGGUGCUCGCAUGGGCACAGCUGUUCGCAGAGAGACUCAACUCAUUUGAUGCGGCUAUCCGUCAAUUCGAGGGCGGCAGUCUGCUCGCUGCUCGUCUUGCCUUUGGCUACUGUGCCAUGCUCCUUCAGCUUGGUAAGGAGAAUGCCCCGGCGCUGAUGGCGUCCUUUGGAUUCUUCUACAGCACAUCGUCCACCCUUGUGAACCUCCUCGAGCGAACCGAGCUCUUCACUGUGUCUGGCGAGAUCAAGGAGCAGCUUGUGGACGCCCUGGCGGACCUUGUUACCUUGGUCGCCAGCGUUUCAACCACGUUCCACAAGUCAAUUGAUGAGAUUGCCGAGCAAUCCAUCUCAAUCAACAUCUACGAGAAGUUCAGCACAGAGCUUGAGACCUUCCGCGAUCGAUGUGCCUCCAUCUCCGAUGCCAUGUGGCGUCACCAGCUUGUGCAGGAGCACAGGGAUCCCGAGGAUGUGAAGGUUGUCAAGGCCAUUCGCACCUGGCUCUCCCCAGAGGACCGCGUCCUCAGCCACCUCGCUGAGAACACCUCGCAUCUCGCCCAUGAGCGCGAGGAGAUGACUUGUCUCUGGAUGAACCCCUACCUGACACACUUCCUCAAGGGUGACAAGCGCACGCUUGCCUUUACUGGAGCCCCUGGAUCUGGAAAGACUGUCCUCGCCUCCGUCAUUGUGGAUCGCCUGCAGGAUCAGAUUGCUGGUGUCUCCUACAAGAGCUUGUUCAUUCCCAUCAACGCUCGCAUCCCGGCCGAGACAACUCCCAUUUCCAUCGCCAAGACUAUUCUCUUCCAGCUGUUUGAGAAGCGCAUCGGCAACGUCCAGCUGCUGUCGAUCCUGCGUGAUGCAUAUGACACUAGCAGGCGUACCAUCAACGAGAGUGACUAUGAGAAUAUCCUCUGGAACGCUCUCGAGCAGGCCCUUGCCGCUGCCCUCCACCGCGCAAAGGAACUCGUUAUUGUCGUUGAUGGCGUUGACGAAGCCUCGUGCGGCGAGGCGGCCUUGCUCCAGAAGCUCACUGCUGCCACAGCUAACGGAACCAAUGUCAAACUGGUCACCCUUGGUGCUGAGAAGCCCCAGACUGCCUCUAAUCUGAUGCAUGUCCCCAUUGGUGGCGACCGUGUCGCUGACGACAUUGCUACUGUCGUCCGCAGCCAUUUCACCAACAGCAACCGCAAGGCCGAUACCAAGGUCUUCAAGGCCAUGGAUGAGCUUGAGCAGGAGACUCUUGUUGACCAGAUCAGCGAGGCCGCUCGCGGUUCCUUCUUGUGGGCCAAGCUUUGCACCAAGCGUGCCCGCCAGGAGCACAGCCCGGAGAACUUGCGCAAGCUCGUCGACACUCUCGUCAAGGGCAAGCCCACGAUUGCCGACUUUGUUCUCCAUGCCAUUCAGUCUCCUGACGUCAGUGAGGAUGCGAAGCUCAUGUUGGUCUUCCUUGCCACCGCUGAUCGUCCUCUUCUGACCCGGGAACUCAUCACUUUGGCCUCGAUCAACCCUGAGAAGCAGGUGGUCACUGAUUACAAGGUUGACCUUCGAAAGAUUCUCAAGCCGCUCAACUCACUUGUCUUCCUCCAGGAUGGUCAGGUUUACCUUCGUCAUGGUCUGAUCCGAUCGGCCGUCUUGGAUGUGUUCACCAAGGGCAAACUGACCACAUCCAUCAAGGACCGUCACACUGAUUUGGUAACCCGUCUUUUGGUCUACAUCAAGCACACUGUUCCUGAGCAGCACGAGCCAUCUCUUAGUCCUAUGGAUGGCCGUGAUGUCGCACCCCGGGUGCGUACCAACCCUCUGCUCGACUUUGCUGUUCGGUACUGGCCUCGUCACCUGAAGGAAUCUCCAGUCUUUACCAGUGGUGAUGUUUCCAAGGAGUUUGGCAACAUCUUCCCUGCCACUGUCACGCUCUUGCUUCUCCAGACCACUAUUUGGAACAACUUUGCUACUCCCACCCUGGUAUCAUACCAGAGUAUUGUCACGAAGCUGUGCCGCCAGAUCUUGACCCCCAAGCAUGUGGUGACACUCCAGUCUAUGAUUUCACUCGCCUUCCUAUACCGUGAGCUCAACCAGCUCCCUGAGGCUAUUCCUCUCUUCUACGAGAUCACUACCAUCAGUCGCACCUUGCUCGACAUCAACCAUGUCGUGACCCGGGACAUGGCGCUUGUGUUCCUCACUCUGACUGAAGAUUUGGUCACUAGCACUAAGUCGGAGAUCAUGACCCAGCGUGAGGAGAUUUUCGUCCUCAUCAUUGAGUGCUUCUCCAUUUACUACGGAGAAAAGUCCGAGAAGACGAUUGGAAUGAUCAAGGCUCUGAUCCGCCACUACAGCGUGACUAAGGAGACUGAGAAGGAACAGCGCUGGAAUCUCAAGAUUCACACUCGCACAACCACAGAAUACGACGCUGAUGACUCUCGUGACUUGAGCAUUCGUCUCAAUGGCCACAAGCAGCCAGAUGGCUUCAGUGGCAUUGUCUUCGACCUCAGUGCCGAGUCGGACGAGGCCCUGGACAAGUCCCAGUGGUCAUUCGAGUCUCAAAUUAAGCAAGCCGAGAAGUACGUUGCAGAGGGGCACUUGGAUUGGGCUGAGCGUCUCUACAUUGAGAUCUGGCAACGCGUCAGCAGUGGUCACUCUGAAGACGAGAAGUUGAAGGCUGUCCUUGAUUACUCUCGCUUCCUCCAGUCUCAGAAGAGAACCUCCGAGGCUUCUUCCAUUCUGUCCAGUGUGUGGGAGGAGCACAAGCACUCCAGUGCCUCUCUCUCCGAGACUUCCACUUCGCACUUUGAGCAGAUUGCCAAGGUGAUGUCGACUGUCGGUCUCUCCGUUGCCGCUUUAAGCAUCUUCAAGCGCUGCUCCGAGUACUACCAGCGGACAAACAAGACUCAGUCUUCGUCCUACCAAGAGAUCCAGAAGAGCAUUCAAACUUCCGAGCAGCAUGUUCUGAAGCAGGCUAGCUCUUCCUCGUCCCACAUCUCCGAGGAGAUCUUGGAGCAGAUCGUUACCGAAGCUUCCUCCUCUUCCAAAAUUGACGAGACUUCGAUCAGCGCGCUCCGCACUCUUCUGACAGUGUACACUUCCGAGCACCGCUGGAAAGAUGCUUCUCAGGCCCUCAAGAAGAUCUUACGUGGUCUCUGGCCUUCCCUGUUUUCUGCCUCUAUCCAGGACGUGACCCUUCCCAAGCAGCAUGUUGACCAGGCCGUGGAUUACGCCAACCAGCUCAGCCGUUGCUACCACUUCCGUCGCCGUGUUCCCCGCGAGGAGGGCAUCCGUAUCCGCGUGUACCGUGCCGUUCGGGUUGCCCGUCCUGUCGAGGACAAGCUGAGAACCGAUGUCACCACUCAGCUUCUGAACUUCUUCAAGACCUCUUCCCAGCCCGAUAAGGACUUCACCACUCGCCAGGAGAUUUUGGACGACUACACCAAGCAUUAUGGCCCUGAACACCCCAUCGUCCUCAAGACUCUCUUCAACUUGGCUGAGAUUGCUCGCCCUCGUCCUGUCUUCAUCGAGUACUACCAGCGCAUCAUCUCGAUCUUGAACAAGGACUCUCAGAUUUGCAAGCCUGAAGCGCUGGAGCCCGUCAUCAUCGUCGCCACGGAGCUUUGGACCCAGAGCCGCUACUCUGAGGCUGUGCCCUACUUCAAGGUGCUGUUCACCACCUUCCUGAACCAGCCUAAGCAGAGCUCCAAGUUCCAGGAUGUACCCUUUGUGCAGACUGUCUUCACCCGCUACACUCACUGCCUUCGUACUGUUCGCACCGAGUACACUGAUAUUCACAAGGUUACCGUUGAUUACCAGACCAAGUGCAAGACAGUGUUUGGCGCCACUGCGUCGAUCACCAUUCAGGCGACCUUGACGCUCGCCCAGGUUUGUUCCGAGUCCAAGACCUUCGAGAACGAUGCCAUCACUCUCUAUCAGCAGUUGAUCGACAGCAAGUCCCAGGAUAUUGACAUCGAUGAGAUUACUGCGAUCCUUGAUGGUAUUUUCGAGGAGCAGACCGCCGCUCUAUCCAAGUCAGACUCGAUCUCUGCUGCUCACCGUGAGGGUGCUACCCGUGUCCUGACCAAGCGUAUUCGCAAGGUUCGUGAGACCUACGGCUGGGCCCACGAGGAGUCUCUGUCACAGCUCAAGGAGGUUGUUGCUUUCCACUCCAAACACAGCGAUAUUCAGACUGUGAACACCGAGCUCCAUGAGUCGACCAAGCAGAUCCUGCAGACUGAGACCUCUUCUCAGCAGCUUGUCUCUGCGGCAACCACCAUCGCCUCGAGCUACAUUGCGACCAAGCAGGCUCACAAGGUCGUUGAGCUGUCUCAGGAACUGUAUCGCCAGAUCAUCAUGAAGGACACUUCCAAGUCGAAGGAGACUCAGUUCGACGUCUCAUCCAAGGGCCGUCACAGCCUUGUAUUCUUGGCCCAGCUUGAGCACAGCGUUCGCCAGGGCUCUUCAAGUGUCACUGAGAUCCUCGCCACCCUCACCACUCAGUAUGCCUACUUCGAGGAGUUCCGCAGCCUGACCAAGAGCAAGACCAGCUCUUUCCACCAGGUUUCCCUGUCUGCAACACGUCUUUACCAGUUCCUGCUCUCUCACCGUCGCGAUGCUGCUGCCAACCGUGUCUUUGAUGACUUCGUCGCCUACUUCAUUGCCACUGAAGGCAAGAAGACCAAGGUCACUGACAUCGCCCAGGUGAAGGUCUUCCUCCAGACCAUGAUCAGUUACCUGACAACCCACGAGACUCACAACUUCGUUCGCUCGGUUGGUAUUGCCAGCAACACCCAGGUACUCGAGUUACUCCAGGCCAAGAACUACGACGGCGCCGCCAAUCUUGCUCUCGCUGCAUUCCAGUACAUCUCGGCGCACGAUGUCUUCCGCAAGCCCGAGAUUGUCAAGUUCGUGUUCACCCUGGGUGUGUUCAUCUCUGGCCACGCCAUUAUCCCCCAGCCCAGCCAGGCCAUUCUGAAGAAGCUGCGUGGAGUGUCUGUGGUAAUCAUCCAGGAGGUUCUUCGUGUCCUCGCAGAGCUGAAGAUCAACCUGGCUCAGAUCAACCUGGACUACCUCAACGUCCUGAUCGGUCUCCUUGGAGAGCAGCAGGACUACAAGAACCUGGUCUGGAUCCUCGGUGAUCUCUGGAACAACCGCAACAAGCAAGCUCACUGGAACCCGGUUCUCACUCUCGACCUGGCUCGUCGCUACAUCCUCGCUCGUUACCUGAUUGGUGACUCCGUCAAGGCGGCCCGUCUUGCCGAGGACAUUGUGUACAACUGCCGCCGUGUCAACGGUGCUCGCCACUCCAGCACCCUCGAGAUGUCGACUUUGCUGUCCCAGCUGUACACUGCUAUCGCUCAACGCUACCAGGGUGACAAGAGCGGCCAGCACAUGGCCAACAAGUACUACAAGAAGAGCGCUGUCGUACACGAGAGCCUUCUCCGCAUCUUUGUCGACCCCUCCUUGGCCGAGUUUGAAGGUUCCAUGGAUGCCAGCUUCAGCAUGGACGGCUCCACUUACGACCUGAAUAUCAACGACUCGACCAGCUCUUUGACCGAUGGCGAACAGGUCCGCCAGCAUCUCCAGCUUCUCAAGCUCUCCCUACAGCGCCUGGGUGACUGGCCCAAGGACUACAGCGAGUACGAGAGCCUGAACGCCAAUCUCUACGAGUUGUUCGGACCCGAGCUCAAUGGCUUCGAAGGUGUUGAGAAGUGGAACCUGAAGAACUUUGGCUCCGGCAAGGCUGCCAGCAACGAAGACACCCUUGACCUCAAGGCUGUUUCUUGGGAGCUCAACAUUGGACAGUCUCAGGAGAUUGAUGAGGAGCUGUGA